GAUGCACGAGCUCGGAGCGGACGCAUUGGGAAGCGUGCUGCUACUAGUUGGCCGGUUGCCCUACCGCCGAUGGCCGUCGAGAUAGGGAGAUGGUUGUGAUAAGCUAAUGUAGAGCUGAGGCAGCACUAGCUAUGGCGGCUUCGCGCCGUAUCACCUUGCUACUCAUACUGCUAGCGCUGCUCUGCAAGUUGAACGUAGAUGGAAGAAAAACAGCAGUUCGUCGAACUUCUUCGUUUAUUCGUGCGUUGCUGCUGCUGGAAGCGCUCCAACUAACCUUGCGUUGAUCUGGAAAGAAAAGAACACAGUAACGGGUAGUUUGACCGCCAAGGGAUACCUCUGCUGCUGCAGCGUCUGUUGGUGGAUUUGGCAGCCACUGUUGCUGCACGUUAUUACUGAAUGAGGACGGCACAGAAGAACAUCAUGUGCCAGCUGAUACUGGCAAUGGCGCUGAUGUUCAGCGCCAAUGCCUAUGCACAGAUGCCGCAAAUGCCCAACGGGAUGAUGAACUUCUUCCCACCAGGCUUCCAGUUCCCAGGGGGGUUCCCUGGCGUUGGACCAAUGCCACAGUUUCCAGGACAGCCAGCAGGACAGCCAGCCGGACAGCCAGCCGGACAGCCAGCAGCUCAGCCCCCGCCGCAAAACAAGCAGCCUGUACCAAUUGGACCAGGUCCUCAGCGACCAGGGAUGGCAAAGCCAGGAGCGGGAGCAUCACAGCCCGUGCCGGGAGCGCGCCCUGCUAUGCUGCCAGGUGGCCAGGUACCACCGGGGUACAAGGACUGUGCUGGCACACCGUACGACACGGCCAAGCAGGUCUGCUGCGGUGGCUAUGUCAUGAACGCCGAUCCAAAGCAGGUGAAGUGCUGUGGCAUGGAGCUGAUCGAGACCAACAAAUCACGCUGCUGCAAUAACCAGCCGUACGACUUCACCACGCAGGUGUGCUGUGCGGAUACGGGUGAGCUCUCUUUCCUGCCCGGUGGCGAGAAGCGGUGGGUGUGCUGCGGCACGACCACCAUCUCCCUGAUCAGCGACACGCAGGCGUGCUGCGGGGUGCGCCGCAUCUACGACCCCAGCACGCACUACUGCUGCGAGGGCAAACGCACCAAGCUGGACAGUCUCAAGUACAAGUGCUGCAACACGAAGGGCACGGCGCCGGGUGGCGAGACGCGCUUCCAGUUCUCCACGCACAGCUGCUGUAACUCCGGCACUGAGGUCACCCUCGGCCAGAGCUGCCCGAAGGGUGAGCAGCCGUUCGACCACAUUCAGGACAUGCACAAGCCACCGCCGACAGCCGGUGAGAAGAGCACAGGUUCAAAGUACUGCGAUGGAGCGGCAUAUAAUGCUGAGACGCAGUUCUGCUGCAAUGCCAAGGUGGGCGACAAGGAAACUCAUGAGUGUUGCGGCGACAAGCACCUCAUCUCCAAGGAGACUCAGCGCUGCUGCAACAGCCACGACCCAUACAAGUUCCAGUAUCAGGUAUGCUGCCCGGACAAUGGUCAAAUCCAGAACAUGCCAGGUGGUGAGAAUGACUGGGUGUGCUGUGGCACCACCACAUUCCUACGCAACAGCAAGACGCAGGCAUGCUGUGGAACACGCCGUAUCUUUGACCCGUCGACACACUUCUGCUGUGAGGGCAAGCGCACACGCAUCCAAAGCAUGAAGUACAAAUGCUGCAACACGACUGGAACGGAGAAGCGCUACAAGUAUGCCGAGGAAGUUUGCUGCCAUAGCGACACAACCAUAUUCAGUGGUUCGACAUGUCCACCAGAUCCAAAUGCGGCCAGGAAGGCUCAAGAGGCAGCAGCAAAGAAGGCAGCUGAAGACAAGCUUCGACAAGAGGAGCAACGCAAGAAGGAGGGAGAGCAAAGAGGGCAGCAGCCCCAGUUUCCUGGUGGCAUGCCUGGAGGAAUGCCGGGUGGUGGUGGUAUGCCGGGUGGAAUGAACCAGCUCCAGUUCUUCAUGUGGCUUAUGCAAAUGCAGCAGCAAAUGCGACAGGCUCAGCAGCAACAGCAGACUCCAGUACCACAGCAGCCACCAGCACAACAGAAACCACCAGCGCAACAGCAGCCCCAAACACCAGCUGGCGGUUUCCCGGCUCCGGGUGGCAUGCCGUUUAUGAUGCCGGGAGCUGGAAUGAUGGGACCUGGGAUGAUGCCAGGGAUGAUGCCUGGAAUGAUGCCUGGAAUGAUGCCUGGUUUCCCUGGGAAGAGGAAGAAGAAAUAGACUCAAGCCUGCCGAACAACAGUUUGCAAAUCAUUAAUUUGAGAGAGGGAGAUGCAUGUGUGGAAGUGAGAAUGAUAGCAUAUGCCACAAUAGUGUUAUUGCAUGCACGACGGAGCAUUCUGAAGUCCGCAUAUUGAUUAUUGGAAAACAUGGCACACGCGUUAUCAAAUUGACCUAUCGAUACAGAAGUAUAAUUAUUAUCAGUUUCAACUUUUUUUUAUUCAAUAAUUUGAAGGAGUUACAAAACUUGUAUCUAAUUCUGUAUCCUAAUUCUGGCCAUGGCAAGAUUUAAACCUAUCUAUAUAAUUAUGUCUAUGAUGAAACAUGUCUUUUACUUCGAA
Molecule: messenger RNA, 2561 nt
Organism: Sycon ciliatum
Lineage: Eukaryota; Metazoa; Porifera; Calcarea; Leucosolenida; Sycettidae
Exons: 1
Coding region: 397-2220 (607 amino acids)
Source: RefSeq, a predicted model, not a curated record